Penicillium brevicompactum is the source of this 3135-nucleotide messenger RNA. RefSeq names its product putative RNA interference and gene silencing protein (Qde2). Lineage: Eukaryota; Fungi; Ascomycota; Eurotiomycetes; Eurotiales; Aspergillaceae. The transcript is spliced from 5 exons. Gene Ontology annotation, molecular function: protein binding; RNA binding. The coding region runs from base 1 to 3135 and encodes 1044 amino acids. The record is from RefSeq and is a predicted model, not a curated record.
AUGAGUGACAAUCGAGGUCGCGGACGAGGCGACCGUGGCCGGGGCGACCGUGGUCGCGGGGAUCGCGGUGGUGGUGAUCGCGGUGGAGCUCGUGGUCGCGGUGAUAUUCCUUUCCGCCCAGCUGGACGAGGCGAUGGUGACCGCGGUGCUUUCCGGGGUGGUGACAGAGGUCGUGGCGGUGAUAGAGGCCGUGGUGACUUCCGUGGUGGCCGAGGCGGCGGUGACUUUAGAGGUCGUGGUCGCGGCGAUUUUCGUGGCCGAGGAGACUUCCGUGGAGGUCGCGGAGGAGGUCGCGGUGGUGCGAUGAACCACGGCCCUCCUAUCUUCAGACAAGGAGAACCGGUUCCCCCGCCCAACGCCGUUGUCACCAAGACCGAGAAUGAUCUAGCCAAGGCACUUGCUGUCAGUGGAAAGAAGACCCCUCGCCAGGCGAAAUAUCCUGAGCGUCCUGGCUAUGGAACUGCUGGCAGACCGGUGACAUUGUAUGCCAACUAUCUUCCGAUCACUUUGACAAGCAAGCCACUCUCCCGCUAUCACCUUGAUAUCGCGGCCGACUCCGCGGGCCGAUCGGCUCCUGUUGGCAAGAAAGCUAGGCACAUUGUGAAAUUGUUGUUGAAUGAGCAUUUUUCGAAGGAGAAACAGAGCAUCGCAUCGGACUUCCGCUCGACUCUGAUCUCCACCGUCAAGCUGACGGAGGGCAAGUUCGAUGUGCGGUACAAGGAAGAUCUCGAUGAUGACUAUCCAGAAACUCCACGAGUGCAUGUUGUCACUCUCCAGUACACUGGCGAUGUCAACCCGGCGGACUUGGUCAACUAUCUGACCUCCACCAACGUCAGCUCGAUGCUUGAGUCCAAGGAAGAGAUCAUUGCUGCCUUGAACAUGAUCAUGGGCCAACACCCCAAGACUGAUGAUGGAGUCGUCUCCAUUGGUGCCAACAGACACUUCAGUCUUCGUCAAGACACCAUGGAAUCGUUCAAUCUCGGUGGUGGCCUUUCUGCGCUUCGUGGAUUCUUCAUCAGUGUGCGUGCUGCAACUGCCCGAGUUCUUUUGAACGUGCAGGUCAAGUACAUCGCUUGCUACAAUCAAGGACCCUUGGCCCACGUGAUUGGCGACUUCAGGAACAGGAACACCUACCGCCUGGAGAAGUUCCUCAAGAGCUUGCGAGUUCGCAUCACUCAUAUCGCCCGCAAGAAUAGCCGCGGUGAAGCUCGCCAUCGCAUCAAGCCUAUCCAUGGCUUGGCUAACCGCGGCGAUGGUGGAUCUUCUUCGAACCCCCUAAGGUCCCUCGCCACGUCUGUUCCCGCCGUACCUGGUGCCCCAGAGGCGAAGGGCAAAAAGGGAAAGAAGCCACCCAAGGCCGGCCCAGCCGAGGCCGGGCGCUACAUCACUGUAGCGGCUUUCUUCAAGAAGGAGUACAAUCUUGCAGUGGAUCCCAAUCUACCUGUUAUCAAUGUUGGAUCUCGUACCAACCCUGUCUACGUUCCUUGUGAAGUCUGCGAAGUCGAGCCUGGUCAGCCUGCCAAGUCUAAGCUCUCGGGUGACCAGACUGCAUCGAUGCUCAAAUUCGCCGUCAUGGGCCGUAAGCCUGGGCAGAACGCUCAGUCGAUUGUCACCCGCGGCACUGGAGUCCUAGGACUAGGGCAGCCAUUGAACCCCACUUUGACUGCCUUCGGGAUCAAUCCUUCCACUGAGCUUAUCACGGUUCCUGGACGUGUCCUCCCAGCUCCCAACGUCCAUUACAAAGAUGGCAACCGGACUAAGACAAUUCGGAUAACGGCGGGCAGCUGGAACAUGCGCGAUAUUCAAUUCUCCAAGCCUGCGUCAAUGAAGUCUUGGAGCUAUCUCUACAUUGACCAGGAAGGCGCCCGCCCGGUGUUCACCCACCCGGACCAACUCAACAAGUCCCUGCAAGCGUUCCGCAAGACUCUGCGCGAUAUGGGAAUGGCUGUCGACCCUCACAUGCAGGGUAAGCGCGUCGUUCUUACCGGUAAGAGCGAUGCCGCAGAUAUCGAAGCUGCCAUCCUCGACUUGCAAAAAGUCCACAACCCAGUUUUUAUUCUGGGUAUCUUCUAUACUAAGGACACUGGCAUCUACAACUGCGUCAAGCAAGUUUGCGACGUCCGUUGCGGUAUUCGCAACGUGAACGUUCUCGCUGAGAAAAUCGUGAACUCCAAUGACCAGUAUAAUGCCAAUGUCGGCCUGAAAAUCAACCUCAAACUCGGCGGUGCCAACCAAGCCCUCCAGCAGUCGGAUCUGGGACUCAUCUCUGAAGGCAAAACAAUGCUGGUCGGAAUUGAUGUUACCCACCCGUCUCCCGGCUCCGCCAACUCCGCCCCCUCCGUCGCGGGUAUCGUCGCUUCUGUUGACGCGAACUUGGCACAAUGGCCCGCUGAGAUCCGCGUCCAAAGCGCGCGCCAGGAAAUGGUGGCCGAUCUUGAGACUCUUCUCGUCUCUCGGCUGAACCACUGGCGCAAGAUCAACAAGAACCUCCCGGAGAACAUCAUCAUUUACCGUGAUGGAGUCUCGGAGGGUCAGUACAACACGGUGAUCGACAAGGAGCUCCCUCUUCUCCAGUCUGCCUGCAAGAAGACAUACCCUGCCGACCAAACCAAGAAGGGUCUUCCUCGUCUGGCCAUCAUCAUCGUCGGAAAGCGCCACAACACGCGCUUCUAUCCAACCUCCGAGCAAGACUCCAACCGUGACAACCCCAUCCCGGGUACCGUGGUGGAUCGCGGUGUCUCCGAGGCUCGCGACUGGGACUUCUUCUUGCAGGCGCACUCUGCCCUGCAAGGAACUGCUCGCCCAGCCCACUACUUCACCGUCUGGGACGAGAUCUUCUACCCCCGUCACCCUGCCAACUCUGGUGGCCCAGGUGCUGCAGACGUUCUGCAGGACCUUACUCACAAGAUGUGCUAUCUGUUUGGUCGGGCUACCAAGGCCGUUAGCGUUUGCCCGCCUGCUUACUAUGCCGAUCUUGUUUGCACCCGUGCACGUUGCUACUUGAGUGAUCUGUUCGACCCGCUUUCCCUGGAUUCUGGUGGUAGCACCAGUGGGACUGAGGGUACUGCGGACAUGUCGCGCAUGGCGGAUGUCGUCAUCCACCCCAACAUUGCAGAGACAAUGUUCUUCAUUUAG